CUGGAGCAAGAGCGGAAUCAACAUCCAGACCGGCGACCGCGUCCGUCAGCUGGACAACGGCUCGCUGGCCAUCUACGGCACGGCGAGUGAAGAUGCAGGCGACUGCAUGUGUGUGGCAGCGAAUGAGGCUGGCGUGGUGGAGAGGAGCGUCGCCCUGACCGUGCACAGUGCUCCGGCCAUCACGGCGGAGCCGACGGUGGCGGUGGACGCCGGCGGCACGGUCGUGCUCGACUGUCGGGCGGAGGGGGAGCCCACGCCCACGAUGGAGUGGUCCCGGAAGGGAGGGCGCCGCCUGCUGGGCGACGACCGCUUCUCCCCGCUGUCCAACGGCUCGCUGCGAGUCAGCAGCGCCCAGAAGGAGGACACGGCCCAGUAUGAAUGCCUGGCCAGAAACCUGCUGGGGUCAGCGAGGGCCAGGGUCACGCUGACCGUGAGAGGUGGCCGGCGAUGUGUAUUCAUGGCGACAAGAGCCAGCCAGAGAGGGACUGGGUGCUAUCGGAGUUCCGCAGCGGCAAAGCUCCCAUCCUCAUCGCCACGGACGUGGCCUCGCGGGGUUUGGUCUCUUCUCCGGCAACUAGAAGCCCGCGGGCCCUCGGGAGCCUGCAGCCGGACCUAGGCAUGACAAAAUGAAAGCUGACUCUGGGGGAGAGACGGCCUGAUUAAUCCGUCCCAGAGCAGCCGUCUCCGCUGAAAACCGAGAGCAGAGCCACAAACACAACCCCCCCCCCCUCCAGGACACUGGCUGCCUGGGCGUC
Molecule: messenger RNA, 755 nt
Organism: Pseudoliparis swirei
Lineage: Eukaryota; Metazoa; Chordata; Actinopteri; Perciformes; Liparidae
Product: hemicentin-1-like
Exons: 6
Coding region: 107-616 (169 amino acids)
Biological process (GO): axon guidance; homophilic cell-cell adhesion; dendrite self-avoidance
Cellular component (GO): plasma membrane; axon
Molecular function (GO): cell-cell adhesion mediator activity
Source: RefSeq, a predicted model, not a curated record